AUGACAGACUUCCGCCUUCUAGAUCUCCCAGCCGAACUCCGAUACCACGUAUACUCUUUCUUGAUCCCACAAAACAUGGCGAUCACAUUCGAACACUGUGGUUGGUUGGAGAGUGGCGAACCUGACUGGACUACCAACGGGUUUCGAAACGGUGAAGACGUCCCCUCUAAGGUAGGAGGUAAUCACUUCUACAGGAACACCUCAGUGCGUCGCUGGAACCAUAUCACGGUUGAGACGCAGCUAUUCCGAGUGAACAAAUUCGUCUCAAAUGAAGCGCUAUCGGUUCUUUACGGAUCGAAUACAUACAAAUUCACUGUCCAUGGACAAACCAUGUGGCCAAAGUCACUACGGAGUCCAUUCGUCUUCGGACCUCUUGGCCACCCCGAUCGGCUCCCAUUACUACGCAAUCUACGAAGCAUCCAUAUCGAGGUAAUUUCUGAUGUCAAUAGCCAUUGGGCAGUUAAGCGUCAGCGGUCACGAUUAGAGUAUCUUGUCGAAACCCUAAAAGAGCAUGCAGAUGACAGCGACCAGAAGCCUCUAUUGGACAACCUGAAAGUCGAUUUUCAGUUUGUCUCACAAAUGACAGUUGAAUCUAUCUAUAGGAACACUGCCGGCCAUAUCGCGCAUCUCUGUAUUCCCAUGAACAUGGAGAAGUUCAUUUUCGGUCUCGAAAGCCUCUCAUCACUUCGUGGCAUCAAGGAUGUGGAGAUUACUGGGUUACCGGAGUGGUAUACGAAGUGUCUACAAUUAUCGAUACAAGGUAAAGGAGGAGAUCUUAAAGAGACGGACUGGCUUCUUGUUGGAACCAGGCGUCGUGUGAGCAGGAAUAGCGCGCACUGGAAGAAGCAGUUGGUAUCGACUCGCAAAUGGCAUCAGCCCACGCUGGAUUGGAAGGAGUUUGCGGAGUGCAAUGAUGUUACCACUCCAGUUGACAUCGACAAGUUCUGGGCAAUCGAGAGAUAG
Messenger RNA from Alternaria atra, 963 nucleotides. RefSeq lists its product as uncharacterized. The coding region runs from base 1 to 963 and encodes 320 amino acids. NCBI's taxonomy places the organism in Eukaryota, Fungi, Ascomycota, Dothideomycetes, Pleosporales, Pleosporaceae. The transcript is spliced from 2 exons. The record is from RefSeq and is a predicted model, not a curated record.